Messenger RNA from Olea europaea var. sylvestris, 729 nucleotides. RefSeq lists its product as uncharacterized. The coding region runs from base 72 to 476 and encodes 134 amino acids. The record is from RefSeq and is a predicted model, not a curated record. The transcript has a single exon. NCBI's taxonomy places the organism in Eukaryota, Viridiplantae, Streptophyta, Magnoliopsida, Lamiales, Oleaceae.
UAGCAUUUGGCCUUCAAUCAAUCAUCUCUCUAGUCUCUCUCUCUCAGCACAAAAAAAAAAAGGGGAGAAAAAUGGAAACAAUUUCUAAUCCAUUUAAUGGAACCCUAUCAAGGAGGCAGCAGUUUAGGAGAAGAGUAUACAACCGCUUAACGAACAGGAAAAAUAAUGUGAAAACCAUGCGGUUUGGUGGCGGUGCCACCCGUUCAUGGAGGUUCAGAUUAAACCCAAAGCUUGGCCUGAAAAUUGCUUCGCCAUUGAAAUUAUGGUUCAAGCUGAAGAACGCCUACAUGAACAUGAUGCUAAAGUUGGCUACAAGCACAGGAACAUCAAAAAGUGGAAAUAUGUUUGGUGCAAAGAGAAUUCCAAAGGUACGCCUGGUUCCCACGGAUUAUUCAAGAACUGAGUUCGACAACAGAUUGAUCCAUGAGAUAUACAAGUCCAUGGUAGCUUCAUCGGAAUUGUCUUCCACCAGAUAGAACAGAACAAAAAGUAGUUUUGUUAUUUGCUUAUUUAUAUUUUUUACGUUUACUUCACUGCUCGAAAAUUCUGUAAUGUCAACCAGAAAAAGGAUGGGAUCGGGGAUGGAUUAGACGGAGAUAUUUUAAUUUACUUUUUGUAAAAUUGAAGUUUGAUCAGUUAAGAUUUUAUUGUCUGUAUAAGAAGACAAGUCUAUACUUUUUAUUUAUCUUUUAUCUAAAUUGAAUUAAUUUAAAAUUUGCUUAGAGCUGC